Messenger RNA from Rotaria sp. Silwood2, 1938 nucleotides. Lineage: Eukaryota; Metazoa; Rotifera; Eurotatoria; Philodinida; Philodinidae. The record is from the annotation of a GenBank genome assembly.
AUGGAUCCGGAAGUUGAUGAUGAUGAUCUUCGUUCAUUAUCUGAACGUAUUUUACCUUUGACGUCUACAUCUUAUACAAAUCAUACAUCUCCUCGUAUCAAUAAUAAUAAUAAUAAUAGUCGUACUCGUUUAUUAAAACCACAAAAAAGUACUUCAUUUGACAAUCAAAUAUUUCAUGAAGAAACAUCUUUACCCCUAACAGCAAAUACAGGUGAUAUUAUACAAAUGAAUGAUGGUACAAGAAAAAAAUAUAAUGGUUCAUCAUGGCGCCGUAUGUGUUCGAAACCUAAUUGUACUUAUUAUACGCAAAGUCAAGGUUUAUGUAAACCACAUUUAGCUGCGUUAAAAAAGCGUAAAAUAUUAAAAAAUGAUAAUGAUUUAUCACAAACACAACAAAUUUCAUCUGAAGAAGAACAACCAAAAAAAGGUGAUAUUAUUAUUUUGCCAAAUGGUAUAAGAAAAAAAUUUGACGGACGACAAUAUCGACGUAUUUGUAAUAAACCAAAUUGUACUAUAGUUGUACAUGGAAGUCUUGAAUAUCAAAAUGGUUUAUGUCCACAUCAUUAUCAAGAAUUUCGUGGUAAAACUAAUAGUCCAUCAUUAUCUUGUUCUGAAUCUGAACAGCAACUUUUAACUGAACCUUCUCCGACUCCAUUAAGACAAUCUAUAAGUUCAUCUUCAUCACGUAAACGUCGUCGACUAAAAUCUCCAUCAUCUGCUAAUCAUUCUCAAUUAUCAAUGUUUGAUACAAUAAAUAAAAACUCUAUACCAAAACCGAAUCGUCGUUUAUCAAUAGCAGUUAUUCCAGCAUCUGUUGAUAUAAAUCAUCCAAAUAAAGGUGAUAUUAUUGAAAUGGAAAAUGGUUCAAGAAAAAAAUUUGAUGGUGUUGUUUGGCGUACUAUUUGUUCAAUACCUGGAUGUUUAAUAGCUGCACAACGAAAUGAAUUAUGUAGAAAACAUUUUAUUAAACUUAAUGGUAAACCAAAUACAGCACCAACUAUGGCUUUGAACAUUAUUGGAUCAGGAACGAUGACUAUGCCAAGAGAGAAUAGUACUUCAUCAAUUGAUGAAAAAACAGAACCUUAUAAUUCACAAAAGAAAGAAACAAUUUCAAGUAUAAAAGAAGAAUCAAUCGAUUAUGAUGAUAAUCAACAAGAAGAAACAAAUAUUGAUAAUGUAUCACAGAGUUAUAGUGCUUCAGAUGAUGAUACACAUAUUAAACAAGAUCAAUUAUCAUCUCUAAUAGAUGAAGAUAAUUUAGGUGCACAAAUAGAUCAUACAUUAAUCAAUGCACUUUCAGCUAGUCGAGAAAAAUUUCCAACAACUUUUUUAAAAAAAUGGCUACGAGAACAUCGUACUCAUCCAUAUCCAAGUAACCAAGAAAAACUACAAUUAGCUAAACAAUCAUCAAUAACAUAUGAUCAAGUAACAACAUGGUUUAAUAAUGCACGAGCUAUACUUCGACGUCGUCAAGCUAAAUUACGACAUUCAUUUGAUACUGUUGACGAUGACAAUAAUAAUAAUAAUAAUAAUGAUAAUGAUGAUGAUGAUGAUGAAGAACAAUUAUCAUAUGAAAAUAAAAAACGUUCUGAAUCUUCAAGGGGUCCUCGAUCGUUACCUUUAUUUAAUGGUAUAUGUUGUCGUUCAAUAGGUAUACAAUGUAAUCCUUCGACAGUUGAUCAAACAACAUUAACAUCAACAAAAAUAUCUGUUAUGACAGAUGAUGAACUUACAUUAGAUCGUACAAUAAGAAUUUUAACCCCAUCCAGUCGAGGAUUAACAACCAAUUAUCUUAAAAGAAAUGGUAGUCAUGAAUUUUUAUUAAAUGGUAUUAAAAUUGAAGAUGAAAAUGAAAGAGAAAAAAAAAUUAUUGUUACAAGUACUUGUCUUGAUGAUGAUCAAAUGGUAAUCAUAAUUUAUUCUUUUAUUGAACAGUGA